AUGUCACCCCACCCCCGUCAAAAGCAGAGGAAACAUUUUCAAGCUGAUAACAGCUUGGAGAUUGCUACAGGUCAGGCUCUGGUUGAACUUAAUGAAAGUUUAUCUGGUGUAAGGGAAUGUCUGGUGCCUUCCUUGCUUCCCAAAGAUGUAGUUGGAUUGGUAUGCCAGGUGGAGAACUACUUGUGCAAAGGCCACAAAGCACUGGAAGAACUCAAAGAUGACGAAGUCAUACGGAAGCGUCUCCUAAUUGAUGGAGAUGGCGCUGGAGAUGAUCGGAGAAUUAAUCUGCUAGUGAAAAGUUUCAUUAAAUGGUGCAACUCUGGAUCCCAGGAAGAGGGAUACAGCCAGUACCAACGUAUGCUGAGCACACUGUCCCAAUGUGAAUUUUCAAUGGGCAAAACUUUGCUGGUAUAUGAUAUGAAUCUCAGAGAAAUGGAAAAUUAUGAAAAAAUUUACAAAGAAAUAGAAGGUAGCAUUGCUGGAGCACAUGAAAAAAUUGCUGAGUGCAAAAAGCAAAUUCUUCAAGCAAAACGAAUACGAAAAAAUCGCCAAGAAUAUGAUGCAUUGGCAAAAGUGAUCCAGCGUCAUCCAGACAGGCAUGAGACAUUAAAGGAACUAGAGGCUCUGGGAAAAGAAUUAGAGCAUCUUUCACAUAUUAAAGAAAGUGCUGAAGAUAAGCUAGAAUUGAGAAGGAAACAGUUUCACGUUCUUCUUAGUACCAUCCAUGAACUUCAGCAAACACUGGAAAAUGCUGAGAAGCUCUCAGAAGUAGCAGAAGCUCAAGAAACAAGCAUGGAAACCGAUCCUAAACCAUAGACCAGCUAAUCACUCACCAUUCCCAAGAAUAUUGAAGUAGCAACAUGAUCUUAGUGUGUUCAGAAUUUGUUGUGCUCUUGAGACAUUUAAAGUUUUGGCAGUGAACUACGUUGCUUUUAAAUUUUAAUGCACAGUUCAUUCAUAUUUCUUUACACAAAGGGAGAUGACUUCAUUAUAUAUUUGUUUUUAUUGAAAUGCCUUUUUUAUACUUAAAAGAUAGGAAGCAACAUCCAAAAAUGUUUAAUGAAAUGUUUUCAAGCCAGAUGUGUUAGUGCUCAUUGGUAUUCUAGGUAGUUUUUAACUGGUAACAUUGAUUUGCUCACAAAAUAAGUGGAAGAUAGUGAGAAGGUGGCAUUUCUAGGAUGUACCUGAGAAAAUUAGUCAAUUUCUGGAAAUCGUUACCACUUUUGAAAAUGAAGUCCAUGAAUAGGCUCUCAGGAGGGCUGUGAACUUGUGAAAUUAUGUACAAAAUGUUUGUGGUGUAUGCUUAUUGCGGGAGAGGUUCCAUGAUAUUAAGAACACUGAUAUCAGAGGUAAUUACAAGAUGCAAAGUAAAUCAAUAU
Messenger RNA from Physeter macrocephalus (sperm whale), 1379 nucleotides. RefSeq names its product THO complex subunit 7 homolog. The coding region runs from base 1 to 816 and encodes 271 amino acids. The transcript has 3 exons. Gene Ontology annotation, biological process: mRNA export from nucleus; mRNA processing. Gene Ontology annotation, cellular component: THO complex part of transcription export complex. The record is from RefSeq and is a predicted model, not a curated record. Lineage: Eukaryota; Metazoa; Chordata; Mammalia; Artiodactyla; Physeteridae.